AUGGAUUAUCUUCAGGUUUUAUCGACUUCAGAUGCACAGUUUGAUUUUUUCCCUUGGUUAUUAUGGUAUAUAUGGAAAGCUAGAAAUGGUAAAAUGUUUGAGAAUGUGGACAAAUGUCCGUUGGAUGUCACUAAACGAGCACAAUAUGAAGCAAAGGCUUGGCGAGAGGCACAAGUUGAAGACCAAAAUGAGCAAGCUCAUGAUGGAUCCAUGUUUAUGGGGGCCUCCAACCUCCGACGAAGCCUCACCCCUCUUCAUUCAGAAGUGGAGGCUUUGGUGUGGGGCAUGAGAUGUAUGAUUAGCCACGACUUCAGAGAUGUUGUUUUCUUGACGGACUGUUCCUAUUUGGUGAAGAUGGUGUCUUCUCCUUCAGAGUGGCCGGCUUUCUCUGUGUACCUGAACGAUAUCCAAGUUGAUAGGGAAGAAUUCUCAACUUUACUCUUUCUCUUAUCCCAAGGAGUGCAAAUGGCGUUGCGGAUAAUCUGGCCCGUAAAGUACGAGUCUUACCGUAUGCUGCUAAGUUUGUAA
This is a messenger RNA of Capsella rubella, 528 nucleotides long. RefSeq lists its product as uncharacterized. The coding region runs from base 1 to 528 and encodes 175 amino acids. Lineage: Eukaryota; Viridiplantae; Streptophyta; Magnoliopsida; Brassicales; Brassicaceae. The transcript has 2 exons. The record is from RefSeq and is a predicted model, not a curated record. Gene Ontology annotation, molecular function: RNA-DNA hybrid ribonuclease activity; nucleic acid binding.